CGGCUCCCGGGCCAAUGAGGACGCGUCGCGGAUCGAGUGUCGCUAUAACAGAAGAACAUCAACAGCGCGGCAAGUUUGCAGAACCCGACAGCCGCUCUGGGCCAGCGGGGACCUCCACGCUUCACACUCCUUCUUUCUUUUCUUCUGCUAAACUCAGGUUGCCACGCCCUCUUUCAACAUGUCUGACACCGAAGACUACGAUCAGACGGAGGAGUACGACGAGGAGAAGCCAAAGUUCAAGCCGAGCGCUCCCAAGAUCCCGGACGGCGAGAAAGUGGACUUUGAUGAUAUCCAGAAGAAGCGUCAGAACAAAGACCUGGUGGAGCUCCAGGGCCUGAUCGACGCCCACUUCGAGUGCAGGAAGAAGGAGGAAGAGGAGCUCAUCGCCCUCAAGGAGAGGAUUGAGAAGCGUCGCGCCGAGAGGGCCGAGCAGCAGAGGAUUCGCACCGAGAAGGAGAAGGAACGCCAGGCCAGACGCGAGGACGAGCGUCGGAUCAAGGAGGAGGCUGACGCCAAGAAGAAGGCCGAGGAGGAAGCCAAGAAGAAGUCCGCUCUGUCCAACAUGGGAUCCAACUACAGCAGCCAUCUGCAGAAGGCGGACCAGAAGCGAGGAGGAAAGAAAGAGACAGAGAGAGAGAAGAAGAAGAAGAUUUUGGCCACCAGACGCAAGCAGCUGAACAUCGACCAUCUCAACGAGGACAAGCUCAGGGACAAGCUCAACGAAUUGUAUGAGUGGAUGUGUCAGCUGGAGUCGGAGAAGUUCGACCACACAGAGAGGCUGAAGAGGCAGAAGUACGAGGUCACCACCCUGCGCAAGAGAGUGGAGGAGCUCAGCAAGUUCAGCAAGAAGGGAGCCGCCUCCCGCCGCAGGAAGUAGAUGCCACCGGUGAACUUAGUUUAGCUGAGAAAAGGCACCAUGUCGUCAUCGCCCACCGCUAGCCACUAGCGGCUAGCUGCUAAUGAUAGCAAUAAAAACACGUUGGACCUCCUCGCUCUCUCGACUGUUUGGUUCUCAGUAUUUUUGUAAAUAAAAGUUUGACUCUUCAAGAAGA
Molecule: messenger RNA, 1052 nt
Organism: Phyllopteryx taeniolatus (common seadragon)
Lineage: Eukaryota; Metazoa; Chordata; Actinopteri; Syngnathiformes; Syngnathidae
Gene: tnnt3a
Product: troponin T type 3a (skeletal, fast)
Exons: 13
Coding region: 179-877 (232 amino acids)
Biological process (GO): muscle contraction; regulation of muscle contraction; sarcomere organization
Cellular component (GO): troponin complex
Molecular function (GO): tropomyosin binding; troponin C binding; troponin I binding
Source: RefSeq, a predicted model, not a curated record